GGCGGGCAUUUCGUCGGACGCUCCAAUCGAUCUCUUCCUUUUCCCUUCACCGUCGGAAGAAGAGACGUCUCCGAAUCUUCGACCGACAGUACGCACUGCCUUUUUCGCUCCGAGAUUCGCUCGACUGGAUCGCCAGUGUCGCCGCGUUCGUGACCCCAUUCACCGCCCAUCUCCAGACCGCCAUGAUCGGCCACAUCCUCCACGUCCUGACCGCUCGCUGCGCCGGCCCGAGCCACGCCCGCCAAGUCCAAGCCCGGCUCGUCGUCCUGGGCCUCAGCUCGAACACCACCCUCGCGUCCCGCUUCAUCGACGUCUGCCACUCCCUCGGCCUCCCGCACCUGGCCCUGCCCUUCUUCGCCCGCCUCCCGAGACCCCACGUCUUCAUCUGCAACACCCUCAUCCGAGCCUUCUCUCUCUCCCGCACCCCUCGCGUUCCCUUCUCCGUUUACACCCACAUGCGCAGGAACUCCGUUCGGCCCAAUAACUUCACCUUCCCUUUCCUCCUCAAGUCCCUGGCGGACUCUGGGGAGUUCGGACAGGGCCUCUGCGUGCAUGCCCACGUCGCCAAAUUUGGCCACCUUGAGGAUAUCUUCGUCCGGAACUCGCUGCUCAAUCUUUACGCGUCCGGAGGUGGCGACUUGGGGCUUUGCCGCCGCAUGUUCGACGAAAUGCCCCACAGAGACGUCGUGUCGUGGACCAUCCUCAUCACUGGGUACAGGAAAGUUCGGAGGUUCGGUGAUGUCUUGAUGGCGUUCGAGCGGAUGUUGUUGUCCGGGUUAGACCCGAAUCAGGUCACGAUGGUGAGUGUGUUGGCCGCGUGUUCGAGUGUUCGCGAGGUCGGGAUGGGCAUGUGGGUGCAUGAUUUUGCGAGGAGACGAUGUUGGGAAUUGGAUGUGACUUUGGGGACUGCUUUGGUCAACAUGUACAUGAGAUGUGGGAGAGUUGAUGAGGGAUUGACAGCUUUCCAUAGUGUAAAGGAGAAGAGUGUUUCGACUUGGAAUAUGGUGAUUAAAGGGCUAGCUCUUGCGAAAAAUGGUGAUGAGGCUGUGAGUUGGUUUAGUAAAAUGCAGCAAGAAGGGGUUAAGGUGGAUGGAGAAACUUUGGUUGCGGUGCUUUCUGCUUGUAGUCGAUCAGGAUUGAUAGAUAAGGGUAGAGAAAUUUUCAGUGCGCUGAUUGAUGGUGAGUUUGGAAUAUCUGCAGGCAUAAAGCAUUAUGAAUGUGCGAUUGAUCUUCUAGUGCGUGGAGGGUGUCAAGAAGAUGCUUUAGAAUUAAUCAGGCAAAUGCCUUUGGAGCCAAAAACCAUGUGCAGAGCAAUUUUAGCAGGCUCUACAGCUCGUGGAAAGUUAAGUGAACUUGCAGCGAGGAAGCUCAUCGAACUGGAGCCAGAAAAUGGCGCUUACUAUGUCUUGCUUUCUGAUUUGUACACUGAAAUGGGAAGAUGGAGUGACGUUGAGAAAGUGAGGGGUUUGAUGAAAGAGAGGGGUCUUCAAAAGGACUUGGGUCGAAGAUUUCUAGAACAUCCGCUUCAGGAUGCUUCAGGAUAG
Molecule: messenger RNA, 1544 nt
Organism: Eucalyptus grandis
Lineage: Eukaryota; Viridiplantae; Streptophyta; Magnoliopsida; Myrtales; Myrtaceae
Product: pentatricopeptide repeat-containing protein At5g56310
Biological process (GO): RNA modification
Molecular function (GO): RNA binding; protein binding
Source: RefSeq, a predicted model, not a curated record